This is a messenger RNA of Humulus lupulus (European hop), 1086 nucleotides long. Its product is annotated as fatty-acid-binding protein 1. The coding region runs from base 26 to 919 and encodes 297 amino acids. The transcript has 4 exons. Lineage: Eukaryota; Viridiplantae; Streptophyta; Magnoliopsida; Rosales; Cannabaceae. Gene Ontology annotation, molecular function: intramolecular lyase activity. The record is from RefSeq and is a predicted model, not a curated record.
AUAAUCCAGUAUUGAAACUAACGCCAUGGUUUCACUCCGAUUCCCAUUUCCGUUUUCUCUGCCCUCAAGCUCAAGGCUACCUUCAACUCCCUCCGCUAACUCACGUCCGUUUAAAGCCUCCACCGUCGCAGUCACGGUCGCUGCCACCGCAGCCGUCGCCACCAUCGCCGCCACCGCAGCUAUCUCAGCUUCAGCCGAAGACACUGGCACAAUCCCAAAACACCAUUUUCUCCAAGAAGCGCUAAACUUCUUCUUCACUAAUCGUUCGGUCCCCCUUUGGAGCUCACUUUCUCUGGCCAACUCUUCAGACCCAGUCGUUAAUUCCCGGGCCGGGGUAUCGUUCCCUUCGGUCCUGGCCGAUUCUCGGAAACUUCUCGGAAUUGGAUUUAGGAGAAAGAGCGUUUUGGGGUUAAGGAACAUCGAUGUUUACGCAUUUGGCGUUUAUGCUGAUAAUAAUGACGUAAAGAAAAUGAUGGGGGAGAAGUACCAGAAAUCUUCUAGUUCUGAAAUCAAGGAAAGCAAAGAGUUUACUGAUGAUCUCAUAGAAAACGAUAUAAGCAUGACUGUUAGGCUUCAAAUAAUGUACAGCAAAUUAAGCAUUCGAUCUGUGCGAAAUGCUUUUGAGGAUUCAGUGGGAAGCAGACUGCAAAAGUUUGGGGGACCAGAUAAUAAAGAACUUCUUCAAAGGUUCACUUCUCAGUUCAAAGAUGAAUAUAAGAUACCACGAGGAUCUGUGAUCGAACUUGCGAGGGAACGGGGUUAUGUACUUCGAACCACAAUUGAUGGGAAAGAGGUGGGAAGUAUCCAGAGCAAACUUCUGUGUAGGUCAAUUCUGGAUCUUUAUAUUGGUGAAGAUCCAUUUGAUAAACAAGCCAAAGAAGAUGUCAAGCUCAAUGUAGCCUCACUCCUUCAGAAAUAGAGAAAAGUUAUUUUAAUGAAAUCUGUAGAAUACAGAGUAAGGCUUCAAGAAUUCUUUUUUUUUUUUUCAGUCUUAAAUCAUAACUCUUCAUGCUUUAGUGUAAGGUAAUAAAAUUGGAGAGUAACCGUGCUUAAAGUUAAUGGCCAUUGCAUUUAUGCUCUUCUUUA